Molecule: messenger RNA, 5037 nt
Organism: Myripristis murdjan (pinecone soldierfish)
Lineage: Eukaryota; Metazoa; Chordata; Actinopteri; Holocentriformes; Holocentridae
Gene: npepps
Product: aminopeptidase puromycin sensitive
Exons: 23
Coding region: 235-2856 (873 amino acids)
Biological process (GO): peptide catabolic process; proteolysis
Cellular component (GO): membrane; cytoplasm
Molecular function (GO): peptide binding; metalloaminopeptidase activity; zinc ion binding
Source: RefSeq, a predicted model, not a curated record
AGUUCACAUUAGUUGUUUGGAUUUGAAGUGAGAGGGGAGGACCGGAGCUGGCGACACUCUGAGGGGGUUUAUGUUGCUGCUGCUGGGCCGCAGGGUCUCGCUGUCAUUCGCAAAAAGAGUCCGCACCUGUCAUCCACCGUCGCCGUCGAAGCCCGCUUUGGUCAACUUUAAUCAAAUCCACAGCGACACUCGACACCGUCUUCGUCAGCGCGGCCGGCCAAAAUAGAGAAAAUCAUGCCCGAAAGGAGGCCCUUCGUGCGGUUGCCAACUGACGUUUACCCCGUCAACUACGGCUUAUGCCUGAAGCCUGACCUGAUCGACUUCACUUUCGAAGGCAAGCUGGAGGCUGUGGUGGAGGUUACACAGGCCACAAAUCAGAUUGUGAUGAACUGUGCUGACAUCGACAUCAUCACAGCCUCUUUUGCACCAGAGGGAGGAGAAGAAAUUAAUGCCACAGGAUUCAACUAUCAAAAUGAGGAUGAGAAAGUCACUUUGUCAUUUCCCAGUGCUCUUCAGAAAGGAUCCGGCACGUUGAAGAUAGACUUUGUCGGGGAGCUGAACGACAAAAUGAAAGGAUUCUAUAGAAGUAAAUAUGCAACUCCUGCUGGAGAAAUCCGCUACGCUGCUGUCACACAGUUCGAGGCCACGGACGCUCGCAGAGCCUUUCCCUGUUGGGAUGAGCCAGCUAUCAAAGCCACCUUUGACAUCACGCUGAUAGUUCCCAAGGACCGAGUAGCCUUGUCAAAUAUGAAUGUUAUUGAUCGAAAGCCAUAUCCAGACGACGAAAACCUUGUGGAAGUGAAGUUUGCCACCACGCCUAUCAUGUCCACAUACCUUGUAGCUUUUGUCAUUGGUGAAUAUGACUUUGUGGAGAGCCAGUCGUCAGACGGCGUGACAGUACGCGUCUACACGCCCAUCGGGAAGGCAGAACAAGGGAAAUUUGCACUGGAGGUUGCGACAAAGACUUUACCUUUCUACAAAGACUACUUCAAUGUUCCUUACCCAUUGCCUAAAAUUGAUCUCAUAGCUAUCGCUGAUUUUGCUGCUGGUGCCAUGGAAAACUGGGGCCUUGUUACCUACAGGGAGACGGCGCUGCUAAUCGACCCGAAGAACUCCUGCUCGUCCUCCAGGCAGUGGGUGGCGCUGGUGGUGGGACACGAACUGGCCCACCAGUGGUUUGGAAACCUCGUCACCAUGGAAUGGUGGACCCAUCUGUGGCUUAAUGAGGGCUUUGCUUCUUGGAUCGAGUAUCUGUGUGUGGACCACUGUUUCCCAGAGUACGACAUCUGGACCCAGUUUGUCUCCGCCGACUACACCCGCGCCCUGGACCUGGACGCGCUGGACAACAGCCAUCCCAUAGAGGUGAACGUGGGCCACCCGUCAGAAGUAGAUGAAAUCUUUGACGCCAUCUCCUACAGCAAAGGAGCGUCUGUGAUCCGCAUGCUGCACAACUACAUAGGAGACGAGGAUUUUAGGAAAGGGAUGAACGCUUAUCUUUUGAAGUUCCAACAUAAAAAUGCAUCGACAGAGGAUUUAUGGGACUGUUUGGAACAGGCCAGUGGGAAACCGAUCGCUGCGGUGAUGAGCUCUUGGACCAAGCAGAUGGGCUUCCCUAUUAUUGUAGUGGACCAGGAACAGCAAGGUGAUGACCGCAUCCUCAAGAUAUCUCAGAAAAAAUUCUGUGCCAGCGGACCACAUAAUGGUGAGGACUGCCCCAGCUGGAUGGUCCCCAUUAGUAUCUGUACCAGCGAGGAUCCCGCCUGCACCAAGCUCAAGGUUCUGCUGGACAGACCGGAGACCAGCAUCACGCUCAACAACAUCAGCCCAGACCAGUGGGUCAAGAUCAACCCGGGCACUGUGGGCUUCUAUCGUAUCCAGUACAGCUCGUCCAUGCUGGAGAGUCUGCUGCCGGGCAUCAGAGACCUCACCCUGCAGCCUGUGGACCGACUCGGCCUGCAGAACGACCUCUUCUCCCUGUCGCGUGCCGGGAUGAUCAGCACGGUGGAGGUGCUGAAGCUGAUGGAGGCGUUUGUCAACGAGCCCAACUACACUGUGUGGAGCGACCUGAGCUGCAACCUGGGCGUGCUGUCGUCGCUCCUCUCCCACACCGACUUCCACGAAGAGAUCCAGGAGUUCAUCCGGGACCUCUUCACCCCCAUCGGCCUCAAGCUGGGCUGGGACAGCAGGCAGGGCGAAGGUCACCUGGACGCUCUGCUGAGAGGGCUGGUUCUGGGGAAGCUGGGGAAGGCCGGACACAAACCCACACUGGAGGAGGCCCGGCGGAGAUUCAAGGACCACGUGGAGGGCAAACAGAUCCUGUCUGCAGACCUUCGGAGUCCAGUUUAUUUAACAGUACUGAAGCACGGAGACAGCACCACAUUGGACACGAUGCUCAAGCUCCACAAGCAGGCAGACAUGCAGGAGGAGAAGAAUCGUAUAGAGAGAGUUCUGGGAGCCAUUUCCGCCCCCGACCUCAUCCAGAAAGUUCUCAACUUCGCCCUCUCGGAAGAGGUCCGUCCCCAGGACACGGUGUCAGUAAUCGGGGGCGUGGCAGGAAGCAGUAAACAUGGCCGGAAAGCUGCCUGGAAGUUUGUCAAAGAUAACUGGGAGGAGCUUCACAACCGCUACCAGGGCGGCUUCCUCAUAUCACGGCUCAUCAAGCUCUCAGUUGAUGGAUUUGCUGUCGACAAAAUGGCUGCUGAAGUGAAGAGUUUCUUCGAGAGCCACCACGCCCCGGCGGCGGAGCGCACGGUGCAGCAGUGCUGCGAGAACAUCCUCCUGAACGCCGCGUGGCUGAAGCGCGACGCCGACGACAUCCAUCAGUAUCUACUGCAGCGCAAAGCGCCCCCCGUCUGAGCCGCCGCCCGCACCGCCUCCUCCGAGCCCCCCCUCCCGCCGCCCCCCUCCCUCCCUCCAGCGCGGAAACUCCCAGCAUCAUAGCUGCCUCGGCCCCCCCUCCUCACUACAGACCAGAACCAGAGCGGGAGUCCGGAGCGUACGCAACAGCAGGCUUCAUUUCUCUAAAGAAACUGUAACGAAACAAGACGACAAGCCGAGAACUUCAAGACGCGUUGGAAACAUGAAGGGACUCUUGUACUUGACAAAGCAAACCUGUUUCAGUCAGACGAGGAAUGUAGUUACCCCCAUUCUGUCCACUAGCAGACGACGUUAAGUAACCGUUACGGCGCUCAGCAGCCCGAGCAGACACUAUGAGACGCACUCAGCACCGCACGCCCAUCCGCCGACAGCCACAUCCACUCGCGCAAACCAAGAAAAACAAAAACAAUAUCCAAAAAAAAAAACAAACAAACUCUGCGUCGUAGUUGAGAAAACUGUGAAUUUCUUCCCCCCUCUCUCCGUCUCCUCCUCCUCCUCCUCCUCCUCUUCCUCUUCCUCCUCCUCCUCCUCCUUCUUUGCUGGCACUCAUUUUGAAUGCAUGAAGUAUGAAAUCCUGUGUUGCUGUUUUUUUGUUUUUGUUUACUUUUGUUUGUUUUCUGUACAAACAAAUUAUUUUGUUCUUUUGGUUGUUUGUUUGUUUUUCUCUCGCUAUUUGUUUGUGUUCCACCAGCCCCUCACCUCACUUAACCCCCCCGCCCCCCUCUCCCUCCCUCUCUCCCUCCCUCUCUCUCUCUCUCUCUUUCUUUCUCGGCCGUUGUGAUUGGGUGAAAGCAGAAAGCAGCUGGGCAGAAUGGGGUUAAUAAUAAAAAUAAAAAAGUGUGUGUGCUCUCUCGGCGGCUGUUUCCACACUCGUUGCAACGGCACUGAUUUUCUCUCCAUUGCUAAUAAACGGUUAGGACAAGGCGAGCAGCGCUAGCAUGGUACUACGUUGUAUACUGUAUAAUGCAAGCAUACGUGCGGACGAUGAUGUUCCACCACAAAAAAAAAAAAAAAUCUAAAUGGCGAUGUUCAUGUUCAUAGCAAUGACCCCCCUACCCACCCCCCCAUCCUCCCUAACGCCCAUCAGCCUAUCACAUCCAACCUCUCCAUCCCCCCGCCCCCUCCUCCCCCCUCAGCUCUGUCCUGUCACAGAGGAUGUAAAGAACAAGCGUGCAUAUUCGACCCGUUUCCUUUACCCGCCACUCUCGACGAAAGUGAAAAUAUUGGCGUGUUUUUAUAAGACAUCAGAUGCAGUGAUUUAUUUAAAUGUUGAGAUAAUCUUGUAUUUCUUGGGGGGCGGGGAGACAAAAACAACCACGACACCACUUUUUACAUUUUCGGGGCCUUUUUUUUGUUUUGUUUUUUGUUUUUUGUUUUUUGUUUUUUGUUUUUUGUUUUUUGUUUCCGUUGUGAAUCACCAUCAGGCCGCUCUCCCUCCUCCCGUCAGAGCAGAGCCGAGGCGGGGGGGGCGGCACACGGGGCCCGGUCCGAACUCUUACCUUUUUCUUUUUCAGCAUCUUUACUCUGCUAUUGAACUUGGAAGCCUUAAAUUGGUCAACUGGUUUGCAAUAAUUAUUACACAUUGACGCGGUGAUAGUAAGUUCCACACAGAUGUUAAAAAAAAUAUAAUAAUAAUAAAAAUUGUAUCUAAUGUGACAGAUUAAGGCAGACUUGUUGAACGAGUAUAUCUAUAUAGAAUUUGCAAUUUGAUGUGGUUUUUGAGAACAUACUGACCAAAUCAUCCAACUUGUUGUCAAGACUCUUUUAUUUUAUUUUAUUUUUUUUUCUUCCCCCUCCACCCGGAACAUUUGUUGUGCUUUUUUUGUUUAAAAAAAAAAAAAAAAUACAGUUGGUGUUCAUUAAAGUGAAAAAAGACUACAAAAACAAACAAUGUGAAAUUAGUACAGUUGAUUUUUAUGAGUGAGGUGUGAGUGUGCAUGCCUGGAAAACUGAUUUGAUAUGUAAUUUAACAGUUCUUAAUCUAGUUUACUACAUUUUUGUAUGAUCACACACGUUGACUGCAGAGAGGAUGAACAGAAAUGGAUUUACAAAAAAAAAAAAAAAAAAAAAAUGGUUCUAGCAGAAACUGCAACAGAGAUGGAACGCUGUACAUAACAACUGAAGUAUACCUAAUGAGAAUAAAUAUAAACUGGGUGCGAA